This is a messenger RNA of Juglans regia (Persian walnut), 761 nucleotides long. RefSeq names its product protein LURP-one-related 4-like. The transcript is spliced from 3 exons. The record is from RefSeq and is a predicted model, not a curated record. The coding region runs from base 21 to 620 and encodes 199 amino acids. NCBI's taxonomy places the organism in Eukaryota, Viridiplantae, Streptophyta, Magnoliopsida, Fagales, Juglandaceae.
AACUCUCUUAUUCCUUCUAAAUGGCUAAAGUGUAUCCUCAAGAUCAACCCAGCAGCUCUUCUUCUCCCUACAUGACCUCAAAGAGAGAAACAUUUACUCUAUGGAUGAAAUCUCUGGUGUAUCAGACAAAUGGUUGCACUGUUUACAACACAACUGGUGAUAUUGUUUAUCGUGUUGACAACUACGAAAAGAAAGGUAGCAGUGAAGUUCAUCUCAUGGAUCUCCGAGGCAAAGUUCUUUUUACCAUAAGAAGAAAGAAAUUCUUAGCUUUUGGUGGUUGGGAGGGCUAUAGAUGCAGAAGUAGUCAUGGUUCUUGUGUAAACGAAGAGAAGCCAUGGUUUCGAGCUAAAAAAUGCUACAAAUCCAUGCUUAUGGGAGAUUUAGCUUGUCAGGUUACCGUGGGAUAUGAUAAAUACUGGAUUGUUAGAUUGGCAGGCAAAGCAGCAUUCAGAAUUGUAAAUACUGAUGGAGAUAUUGUUGCAGAGGCAAAACCAAAGCACUCAUCUUCAGGAGUAUUGUUGGGAGAUGAUGUUUUAACUUUGGUGGUGGAGCCUCAAAUGGAUCAUUCCCUCAUCAUGGCUCUAGUGAUUGUGUAUGGACUCAUUCGACGUAGAGUAUAAAUCAACAAGACAAAUCUUCUUUAACCACAAAAUGUAAAGGCAUUAUUAAUCUCUUUUUGGAGCUUCUGAUUCUGUUCUUUUCUCUCCUUUUUUGCUGUGUUUUUGUGAGAGGGAGUAGAAUUUAGAAGAGAAGAUCAGAAA